Messenger RNA from Paramuricea clavata, 3324 nucleotides. NCBI's taxonomy places the organism in Eukaryota, Metazoa, Cnidaria, Anthozoa, Malacalcyonacea, Plexauridae. The record is from the annotation of a GenBank genome assembly.
AUGGAGACAUUACACUCUGUUCACCAGUCUUUCAACAAGGAAAUCCAAAAUCUUCAGAAAAUCCAGUAUGCGAUGGGAAAAGAUAUUGAAGAUAUAAAAGUUGAACAAGAAUCUUUGUCUGUCAGUUACAGAAUGACUUCCCAACAGGUAGAGGCUUUGGAAAACCAAGUUGCUAAACUUUCUAUUCAAAAUAAAGACGUUCGUUAUCUUUUUAUGUUGCCCGACAGCACAGAGUGGUUUUCAGAUCGAGAACUGGAACUAGAAAAUCUCCACAGUCUUCUUCGUGAUGCUAACGAACACGAAGUAAAAAUUGCAUCAGUGUGCGGGUUAGGAGGAAAUGGUAAGACGAGUCUUGAUGCGGAAUAUGCACAUAGAUGGAAAGAUUUUUAUGAUGGAGGAGUAUUCUGGUUCUCUGGUGAAGACGAAUUAAUGUUUGCUAACUCGGUAGAUGAUCUUGCGGUGUUUUUUGGAACAUUACUUGACACAUCACCUGAUAGAACUCUGGUUAAAACCCUAGAGGUAAUUUCCAAGAUUAAAAAACCCUGGCUAAUUGUUCUCGACGAUAUGGAUGAAUACAACCUAUGUUCUAAUAUUGGAAUGUUGCUGUCUGGCCCGUGGAAACGAAGAGUGAAAGGGUCUGGCCAUAUCCUGAUAACUACAAGACGAAAGCCAAAGAUAAUGACUGAAACUAUACGUGGGUUCAAAGAGUCACAGUGUCUUGUUCUUGAAUGUUUUAAUCUAGAAGAUGGAAAAGAAUUUGUUCUAAAAAGAACUGAGCUUAAUUGCAAUGAUGAAUAAUUCAAAACCCUUGGCGGACUACCGCUUGCCUUGGAACAAGCAUGUGCGUACAUCAGCCUUCUUUCCUGUAGCCUGUCCGAAUAUUUGGAACAGUACCAAAAGUACUCUCUUGAACUGUUAGGCGCGCAAGAUGCAAGCUCUGCUUCCCUGUAUCAGACGCGAGAACGAUUGGCAGUUCGCACAACGUGGCUAGUCAACUUUGAAUACAUCAAGAAAAGUAAGAAUGGCGACUAUGCUGUUAGAUUUUUACAUGCAUGUGCCUUUUUUAGUCCUACUGAAAUCCAGCAAGAGCUCAUUAAUCGCGGAAAACCUCCGAUUGGAGACGAUGCUUACCGAGAUUACGUUGACGCCCCACUAGGCUCAUCACAUAUAUUCAAGUUGCUUACUGAUUUUUCCUUAUUUAAGAAAAGUAAGCGUUCUUCUCUUGCUGUUCAUCGCCUGGUUCAAGAGGUUGUAAGAGAAAAUUUUAAAUCUGAUGACGAGAAGGUCUUGUCCUUGAUAGAUGCAAUAAGUAUGUUGUCGUUUGCUUUUUCAAAGUGCCCCUCGCCCGACGAUUUAUUAUCCGGUGAUAUUGCCAAACAUCAAGAUAGAAUUUCCAAUAUUGUAAUCAAUCCAUCUCUUUUCUACCCUUGGCGAAAGUUCUGUCUGCACGCACAAGAGAUACUGUCCAUUAUAAAUUCAUUCCAUCUUUUAGACGAAAGAAUCCUCAUUCCAGAAACUGCUAAAAUAGUUUAUGAUUGUGCUCUUGAUUUUAAUAUUAGUAACAAACAUGUUGAGGCCAGACACUCUGUCAAUUUUGCACAUAAAAUCAUUAGUUUACGCAGGGUAUGUUUAACAAAAGUCGACCAGAAAACCUUGUUUCCGCAUGAAUUGCCUCUGCCUGAAUCAGUUCGUCGGUAUAUUUUCUAUUCCUACACAACACCUGCUGAUUCAUGCACGUCUGAUAAGAAUGCGAGAACUAGACCUGAAGCUAAAAUGAAGCAAUUGCAUGCUCAAGGGAAUAUCUAUUUCAACAGCGGUAAUGUUCACAAAGCGAUCGAGUUUUGUUCUUCUGCAAUGGCAGUAGCAAGUUCGUUUGAUCUCAAAAUUCUUUGUGACAGAGCACUGGCUUACAUAAAUUUGCACCAAUAUAGGGAUGCUCUCGCUGAUUCAGAAAAAUAUCUUUUACAGCGGCCAGUGUGUUGGUUAGGUUAUGCCAUGAAAGCACUAGCCUUGCAUGGGUUAAAUAUGAUUUGGGAUGCAAGUAGGUUUGCCGCUCUUGCAUUUUGUCAUAAUCAAAAUGUAUUUCGCGACUAUCAACCUUUUAUAGAAACGUUUUCUGCAUUGGAGAGACGAAUAUAUAUUUGUAACUGCUCCACUCUUCUUACCUAUUUUCUCUUUAAGCCUGUUUCUGAUUCUCAAGCUGCUUCUGAAAUUCCUGGUAAGAUAAUUGAGAUAGAGCCUGGCGAUUAUAAUGUGAAUGUAGAUCAUUACCCUAUGACCUCACCUUUUUUCAUAAUAAGAUUGCCCUACUUUGCAUUGUCAAUUGACGAUUGCAUUUUUCUCGGGGUUGACAACUCGAAGUCAAGUGUAGUAGUACGCUUUAAUGAAUUAGUUUGUAUUUGUGGACGACAGGUUAUGGCUGCAAAUGUAUCCUUUGUCUUCACUUUGGGAAACUGGGAAAACCAGCCACGCUCGAUUACAACUUGGUUAAAUUGUGCUUUUACUAGUAGCUUAGAAGAGAGCCAAGACACAUUUCUUUCCUGGGGCACUGACACAUUUAGAAAUUGUUCCUUCGAAAAUUCCCAAAGCCCUGGUUUGACCGUGAUUGCUGGUACAGCCGACGUUGAGAAGUGUGUGUUCUCAGGCGGUGAGUACUCUGGGGUCCAUGUGUCUACAUGUGGAAUUUUAGAGAUAAAAGAAAGUAAACUUCACGGUAAUGAGACCGGAAUUUACAUUACGAAUGCUCCCACAGCUUGUAACAUUACAAAUUGUGAAAUAUUUGAUAACAAAUGGAAUGGUAUUUGUGUAACAGAAUAUACUUCAAACGUAAGAGUGGAAAAUUGCCGCAUCUACCACAGUGACCGUCAUGGUAUUUUAGUUGAUAAAUCUUCUUCCGUUUCUGCUUCAAACAAUAAGGUCUUUGAGAAUGGUUGGCUGGGUAUUGCUACUAUUACUAACGGCCGAUGCACUCUUUCUAACAAUAAGAUAUAUGGUAAUAAGUCUGGGGGUGUUCAAGUGGUCCCGGUAGGCCCAAAUAAAGGGAUGCCAUCAAUUGUUGAAUUUAACGAGAUAUUUGACAAUCGUGGACAUGGAAUUUAUUGCGAAAUGAUGGUUGAAGACACACCACGGGAUACAAUGGUGUCUGUCAGUGAAGGUGCAUUUGAACAGUCGAUGUAUUACAAUCGAAAUCCGAAGCAGUUCCAGAAAGCAAAGUGUAGAGAGAACAUUUGUUACAAUAACGACUCCACAUUCUCUUCAACAGCACCAAUUGAAAGCAGAAUUGACGCUGACUUUUGUUUCUAUUGUCGUAAGAAAUGCUCUAAA